ACACGUAGCUUCAUUGAUGAUAGUCCUGGGAGGUUAAAUAUUAUCCCCGAUCACUUUCAAGUCUCAACCUCUGGUGAGGACACUCCUCAAACCAUAACUUCAUCUACUGAACAGCCAAAAAUUGAUAAUUCAUCCAGGUCAAGUAGCCAUUUCUGGUCUGGGAGAAAACUACAAAGUGCUGCAUUCAUGCUGAAUUUGUUUAGCCUGCGAAGGCUGUCAUGGGGUUCUAGCACCAAUGGUCAGGAAAAGGUUGAGUUAAGUGUGGUAGAGUUAGAAUCGCUUCGAUCAGAACUUGCUUGCUUAGAAGAGAGGGAAGCUCAUUUGAAAGCUCAGUUGCAACAUGUUGAUGAAAUUCUGCGCUCUGCUCGGUUCUCUGGUUAUUUGUACAUCCGAACUAGAUGGACAGCUCUACCUGGGGAGCCUCCACCACUUGAUGAUGCCGAUGUAGAUGAUUGGCUUCCUCGCUUUGUUGUCCUUAAUGGACCGUGCAUCUUUUUCUAUUUGUUGUCCACAGAUUUGAGUCCUCAAGAUUCCACUCUAUUAUCAGAUAUUGUUGAAGUAGGUUCUCUCCCAAGCCUUACGCGAGAAUCUGAUCAGACAUGGCAUUCCUUUUAUAUCUUAACUCGUCAAGGGCUGCGAUAUGAAUGCUCAAGCAUUUCUGAAGUACAGGUGGAUUCAUGGCUGAAGGUGUUGCAGACUGACAUCAAGUCGGGUUCUGAGACAAAAGUUCCGAAUGGCUCCAGGGAUGUGUAAAAUAUGCUUGUUUUUAACAGUAAGCUCUGUGCAUUGCAAAAAUAUGCUGUUACGCUUUAGAUUCAUGAACUUUAGACUGGAUUAUGAUAUCACUAACUCAUUCGUUGUAAAAAUAUUCUGUUACGCUUUAGAUUCAUGAACUUUAGACUGGAUUAUGAUAUCACUAACUCAUUCGUU
Molecule: messenger RNA, 930 nt
Organism: Populus euphratica (Euphrates poplar)
Lineage: Eukaryota; Viridiplantae; Streptophyta; Magnoliopsida; Malpighiales; Salicaceae
Exons: 7
Source: RefSeq, a predicted model, not a curated record